This is a messenger RNA of Papaver somniferum (opium poppy), 1290 nucleotides long. RefSeq lists its product as uncharacterized. The transcript has 2 exons. Lineage: Eukaryota; Viridiplantae; Streptophyta; Magnoliopsida; Ranunculales; Papaveraceae. Bases 1 to 1092 code for a protein of 363 amino acids. The record is from RefSeq and is a predicted model, not a curated record.
AUGUCUUGGCAGGAUGCUGAACGUGCAGCUAAAUUUAUUUGGCCUCCUCUUCGAAGACACAAUCAAUGGUUUGUCCAGGUGCGUGGUUUAGAACCAAAUAUUUUUGUCAUCAAGUUUAAAAUUUCAGAAGAUAAAGAUGCAAUUUUAUUUGGUGGAGCUUGGAACCUUGAUGGUCAUUUGAUUGUUUUAAAGGAUUGGAAUCCCACUAUGGAUUAUCAUCUACUGGAUUUUUCGGUUUCUCCUUUUUGGUUAGAGUAUAAAUAUCUUUUACCUGAAUUCACCUAUGCUGAUAUUCUUCGAAUGUUUGGUAAUAUUGUCGGGGAAGUUAGAGUUAUAGAACCAGAUGGUGUGAACCCUCCUACAUCCUCUAAGUAUAGAGCUCUUGUUCUCAUUAAUGUUAACACUCCCCUUAUUACUGGUAUAACUACUACUAAUGCUGCUGGUGUAACUAGGUGGAUUGGUUUUUUUUAUGAGAAACAGCCUUAUUGUCUUCGUCCUGAAUGUAAAGUUCCUAAUCAUGAAGAGAUUGACUGUGCUAAUAUGACUCAUACCCGUCAUGAGAUGGAAGAAAUUGUUCGUGGUUUUGGUUUUGUAGAGCCCAUUUUUCCUCCUCAAAGGAAUCCUGAGCAAGAAGCACAACUCUUUCUACAACAUGGAUCUCAGAGACGUGAUAGACUACGACAACCUAUUGAACAACAUCCUAGACACUUUGAUGGUAUGCGCCUUUCAAUCUUCUCGGCCACUGAUUCAGGUUCUGGUGCUUCCUCUUCAUAUCACAAUCAAGCUCAGCCCUCUUCUUCUUUGAGACCAUCUUAUACUAUGACUAGUGACGGUGCUAGUACUAGUGGUGUUAAGAAAAGAUAUCGUCGUACACCUAUUUUGGUUAUAACUUCUGAGCCGCAUAUUCCUGAUGCUGAUUUGGAUGACAAUGUGGUUACUUCUCAAGUGGAUGAUACUGUCUCUGUUGAAGAUGAUACCACUGCUUCAGCCAUAGAUAAUGUUUGGGACAUUGCUGCAGCCUCUGCUUAUAAUGCACAGAAUCAUACUGAUGCAUGGCAACAGGGGCAUAUGUCACGGGAAGGGGAGCCUUGAGAAGAGCUAGUAAUGCUCAACAGGCCGAAGCAUGGGCAAUGUUGGAGGCUAUGCAACUGGCAGAUUCAAAUGGUUGGUCUCAUGUGAUUUUUGAAUCUGAUAAUCUGGGAAUUUGUUCUUUUCUUCAACAACAAUCUUCUCUUUGUCACUGGCAGAGUAUGCCUCUUCUGCGAAAAUGUGUAAACAUAUGUAAUAUUA